Molecule: messenger RNA, 4014 nt
Organism: Austrofundulus limnaeus
Lineage: Eukaryota; Metazoa; Chordata; Actinopteri; Cyprinodontiformes; Rivulidae
Product: serine/threonine-protein kinase 35
Exons: 3
Coding region: 200-1489 (429 amino acids)
Biological process (GO): protein phosphorylation; negative regulation of G2/MI transition of meiotic cell cycle
Cellular component (GO): nucleus; cytoplasm
Molecular function (GO): protein kinase activity; ATP binding
Source: RefSeq, a predicted model, not a curated record
AAAGCGCUGGAACAUUUUGUUUAGGAAGCCAAAUUAGUUAAAACAGCUGGACGGACGUCCCGCGGCGCGUCACCCGAGGCGGUGUUUUGAACAAAAACAGUUCGGGUUUGACUCCUGCCCACCACGGCCCGGCGGACGUUAGGACCGAACUUUAAUCGCUCCGAGUUUGAGUAAUGAAAGAGAAACACGCCUUCGCCUCAUGCCUGCUUUCAACAAAAAAGAAGUUAUGGAUCUUCGAAACGGGAAGAAAAGAAAGGUAAGCGGGGGCGUGCGGAGUCGCAGGCGGCCUGCGGCCGCCAGGAUGAAGCGGGAGGCGGGGAAGGUCCUCCGCUCCCUCACGGUGGAGAGCAACAUUCGUCGCUCCGGGCUCAUGGACGACGAGGACUGCUUCUCUAUCAGCUUCCUCCGGCCCGACCCGUCCGGCGCAGCCUCGGCCGUGUCGCCCCGCUACAGCCUGCUCCGCGAGGUGGGCCGCGGCAGCUACGGUGUUGUGUACGAGGCCGUGGCCCGGAAGACCGGGGCCAGGGUGGCGGUCAAGAGGCUCCAGUGCGACGCCCCGGAGAACGUGGAGCUGGCCCUGGCCGAGUUCUGGGCCCUGACGAGCCUGGAGAACCGACACCAGAACGUGGUCCAGCUGGAGGAGUGCGUGCUGCAGAGGAACGGCCUGGCCCAGAAGAUGAGUCACGGCAACAAGAGGUCCAAACAGUACCUGCGGCUGGUGGAGACCUCGCUCAAAGGGGAGCGUAUCCUGGGUUACCCGGAGGAACCGUGCUACCUCUGGUUCGUCAUGGAGUUCUGCGAAGGCGGCGACCUCAACCAGUACAUCCUGUCCCGGCGGCCCGACCCGCAGACCAACAGGAGCUUCAUGCGCCAGCUGACCAGCGCCAUCGCCUUCCUGCACAAGAACAACAUCGUCCACCGCGACCUGAAGCCAGACAACAUUCUGAUCUCGCAGACGUCCGGUUCUCCGGUCCUGAAGGUGGCGGACUUUGGUCUCAGUAAGGUUUGUGCCUGCCUGAGCUCUAAGAGUGGGGAGGAGCACCCCGCGGCUGGCUGCGGCGCCGGGGGAGCAGCAGGCGGCGGCAAAGGGAGCAACCAGAACAUCAACAAGUUCUGGCUGUCGUCGGCGUGUGGGUCGGACUUCUACAUGGCCCCCGAGGUGUGGGAGGGCCACUACACGGCCAAGGCGGACAUCUUCGCCCUGGGCAUCAUCAUCUGGGCCAUGAUCGAGCGCAUCACCUUCAUCGACGCCGAGUCCAAGCGCGAGCUGCUGGGCACCUACGUCCGGCAGGGCACCGAGAUUGUUCCCGUCGGAGAAGCUCUGCUGGAGAACCCCAAGAUGGUCCUCCACAUCCCCCAGAAGGCCCGGAGCGCCAUGUCCCAGGGGGUGAAGGAGCUGCUGCUGGACAUGCUGGCAGUCAACCCUCAGGACCGACCCGACGCCUUCCAGCUGGAGGUCCGCAUGGACCAGGUCACGUGUGCUGCGUGACGAACACCCGGACCCCCCGGGAACUUUUCCCUUUCUCCCUCCGACUCAACAAUAAGGGAACAGAAACUCCCCCAGCUUCCUCUCCUGCACGGCUCCGGACUCCAGAAACCUGGACCAACUGAACUGUGACGAAUCCACGAUCCUGAGCCGAGCCGGACCACAAAGUGGAUCCUUUAUUCCAAACAGGAGCAGAGACACCUGGUUCUGCUGGUUCUGGAUGAGAACAGCUGGAGAGUAGUGGAGUUCUGGCUGCUCCUGCAACCUGCUUUUAUCUUGUUUUUAUUUAUUUUUUUGUGUUCUCGGACAUUCCUUUUUCACGUUUGUACUGGACUCGGCCGGUUGCCGCUGCGUUCCCGGAACGUCCCGACAUCCUCGUGCCUUAAAGACGAUUCACACCAAGUGCGAUUGGACCUCCAAAAUAAAACUUCCUGUAGGUUUAGGAGCCGAGAUGUUCCCGGCUGCAGUUAAAGUGAUGAAGUGUUUGUUGGUGUUCGAGACCGAGCAGGACUGUGGUGGAUCAGGAGGAUCCUGAUCAUAGAGGAACCCAAAGAGGUGCUGUCAGCACUGCACACACCAACAACUUCACUAAAACACAACUUUUAUCACUUCAAAGGGAAAGUUGCAAUGAUGUGUGAUGAAAAACAAAAAGCGUGGCACCUUGACUCCGCAGUAUUCAGUCGAAAGAUUUCACUUCCUGCUCUCAUUUUCGUUUAGGAGAGUUUCUCGUUUCUUAUCUGGAAAUGACUCCUGAACCCAGCCGGGGGUCCUCCCCGUCGUUUCCUCCUUCAGCGUCUCGUCCCCUCGUCAUCUUCAGACCACGUUAGAGAUGUUACGGCAAAUAUGUCCUGAGAGAACCGCCCGGGGUUAGAUGGAAACACGGAGCUGCUGCCAGAGAGUCCAGGAGAUGGAAAUGAAAGAACAGGAAGAGGGGAUGAAGCUGGAGGACGAGGGGAGGGGUCUCACCAGAAAAUCUGCGUUAAAAACUGUUUUACUGUUCAAAUGUUGGUGAAAUGUGCAGAAUGGUCACUUCAGUUUAACACAGGGUCAAAAUGAGGAGUUUCCUGGUCUAGCAGGAACCAAAUGAUGCAGAGCUCAGAGAAGCUGCUGGACCAGGACCAGGACCGGGAUCAGAACCAGACUAAAGCAGCAAAUCCUCUUUUUGUCUCUGCAGCUGACAGUCACGAUCUGUCACCAAACUCUCCCAAAGUUUAGGGUUUUUUUCUCUUUCUGACCCACAUCAAACCAAACAGAAAAGUUGUGAUCACUCGUUAAAAACACCGUUACAAACUCCUGCCAUCUUCCGUACAUUCUGGUUACAGUCCAGAGAGAUUUCCUUCAGAUUUUAUUUAUUUAGUUUUAUUGUAGUGUGAUCCUACCUCAUGCUUGGUUUUCGUUGACUUUUUUUUUUUAGUUUUACAAAUAAAGUGCAUUCUGAGCAGGAUGGAUCCUUAUUUUAACUUUUGUGACCAUCGCAUCAAACCAGGAAUUAAGUUGAACUGGGUCAAACUAAACUCAGAACAUUUUUACAUUUCUUUUUUUUUAAGCUACGUUUUGCCUCCUGAUCAUUCUGAAAUGAGCAGUUUGAGAUUUAUCGCUUCCAUUUCGUUAACGAGGAAUACUUCUGGAAAAUUAGUCUGGAUUUAUAAGGUUUUCUGAUGAGGAUUUCUUCACGUCGUUUGAAAGAGAGAACCUGAAAAAGUAGCUGAAACCUUUCUGUUCAGAUCAUUGUUCAGGGUUCGAUUUUAAACAUUUCCUUCAAAAGAUCCAUGAAUAAGAGAUUUACUUAUUUUAUUUUGUCAAAAGCUUCAAAUCUCACUUUUCAUUUAAUGCACUUUAGCUGCCUUCACUACACGACCUGUGAUUUAAUCCUCCGUUUGAUGUGACCGGUCGCAUUUUAUAUGGAGGUCUGGACUCCAUUCUUGAAGCUCCGCCCCUUUUUGGGAGUUCCCAAAUCCCCUCCUGUCCCCUGUUUACUGGAGGUUUUGUGGGGAACCAGGAAGCUGCAGUUUGACAAUCGGAAGCAGAGCAGACGAUGUUUACUUUUCCAAGGUUUUGUUUUCAUUUGCGUUUGGUCGAACCCUGGCAGGAAGCUGCAGAUGUUGAACGGUACCAAAUGUUAAACUGUGAAGAGGUCCAUUUCUUUUUGUUUUUGUUGUUGUUAGCACACGUGUGUAGUUGGUUAAAAAUGUGAACCCUUCAGGGUGUUCUCGUCUCGUUCUCUGACGUGUUUCUGUAAACCUGAUGGUAGUGAACGCACCGACCUGACAGCUUCCUGCAGUUAGUCUUCAGGUUCUGGCUGAUCCCACUUGAACACUUUGACACUAUGCAACAAACGGUUCUUCCUCACCGUAGACCCCUCGCACAACCACAUCCUUCUGUUUUCUCUUGGUAUACACAGAGAUGUCAAUCUGUUUUUACUGAUGCUGACCGGAGCCAUUAGAUGUUAGAAAAACAUCUGGUUUUAGUUUUGCUGUAAAUAUGUUUCACAAUGUUUCUGAAAUAAAUAAAAACAUGACAAACUGUUA